Molecule: messenger RNA, 1053 nt
Organism: Gopherus flavomarginatus (Mexican gopher tortoise)
Lineage: Eukaryota; Metazoa; Chordata; Testudines; Testudinidae
Product: maestro heat-like repeat-containing protein family member 7
Exons: 8
Coding region: 64-1053 (329 amino acids)
Cellular component (GO): cytoplasm
Source: RefSeq, a predicted model, not a curated record
GUUGGUGACAGUCCCACCCCGUACUGCGCAGUCUAAUACCAGCUCCUCUCUCUUGCCAGCACCAUGAAACCAGCCCUUCAGCCUGACCUAGCGUCCCGCCUCUUGAAAGCUGCCCUUGGCUCGGUCUUCACCCUGGGCACGGAGAUGGACACCAUUGACAUCCAGGCUCUGCACAAAGUCAUACCAGAGCUCCUGGAUGCCAUGCUGGGGAACCUGCUGGCAGAGUCCCCAGAUGCAGACAGGCUCCACUUCAUCUUGGAGCAUGUCAGCCCCUGGAUUGUGUCCAGGGUGCCCCAGGAGAGAGCCAGGGCCAUUAAGAGCAGCACAGCCCUGCUGAGAUACACAGUCACCCUCCCCGAGUUUGACAUCUCUGCAGAGUUCCCUAGCCUGGGUCACCACGUGGCCCAGCUGGCUCUCUUUGUGAGUGACCCAGACCAGGACAUCAGCCGGCAGGCCAGGGAGGGGACUUACCGGCUGUACCAGCUGCUGCUCGAACAGAGGGGGCUGACAAUACACGAGGCAGAAGAUCUGUGGUGCUGCGACUGGCACCAGGACAGCAGGCUCCUGGGCUAUAAAAACACAGCCAGGGUGGGGGAGGUCUUUGGAAAAUUCUUCUCUGCGGGGCAGAGAAAAGACUUCCUUGAGACAGCAAUGCCAGCGAUCCACCACCCUCUGCUGUGUAUUAGCCAGGCUGGGCUUCUCCUUACAUACGCCAUCCUGGGGGAAGCCGAGCAACUGCUGGGGUACAAGGGGGAGGAUGUCACCGCCAAGCUGAUGGGUCAGCUCCGCAGCAUCUGGCAAUUGCACCAGGUGCCUGAGAUCUUCGCACGGGUCGACUUGCUGUGGGAGAUGCUGACGGACAUCAUCGUCUACAGUGCCAACUGGAAGGAACACCUCAAGCAUCUCACGAAGGUGCUGCGGGCGCUGGGCAAAGCAGGGCUCACUGCAAACCCAGCCAAAUGUCACCUGGACCAGGAAGAAGUGACUUACCUGGGCUAUAUGGUGCGCCCUGCAAGAACGGCUGACGUGGGAUCCAGUACUGAUCGAACCUGA